This is a messenger RNA of Arachis stenosperma, 1306 nucleotides long. RefSeq lists its product as uncharacterized. Bases 84 to 1049 code for a protein of 321 amino acids. Gene Ontology annotation, biological process: response to ethylene; response to auxin; response to gibberellin. Gene Ontology annotation, molecular function: DNA binding; zinc ion binding. The record is from RefSeq and is a predicted model, not a curated record. NCBI's taxonomy places the organism in Eukaryota, Viridiplantae, Streptophyta, Magnoliopsida, Fabales, Fabaceae. The transcript has 3 exons.
AUACCUCCAAAACACAUCUCUUAUUGCUGCUUUCUCAAUUCUUCUCUUCUUCAUUCUAAUUAUUAUUAUCAUCACACACAAGAAUGGGGAGGAAGUGUUCACAUUGUGGGAACAUAGGGCACAAUUCAAGAACAUGCACAACAUCACCUAUGAUGAUGAUGAUGAGAGGAGGAACAACAAAUAAUAAUAAUAGUUUUGUAGGGCUUAGGCUCUUUGGGGUUCAACUUGAUAUAUCAUCUUCAUCAUGUUGUGUUGCAAUGAAGAAAAGUUUUAGCAUGGAUUCAUUGCCCUCUUCAUCUUCAACAACUACUACUACUUCUUCCUUCUCAUCUUCAAGAUUACCCAUUGAUGAUAACAUCACCCUCAACAACAAUAAUUCUUCUGCUUUUGGCUACCUUUCAGAUGGUCUCAUCGUUCCUCCCCAAGACAGGAAAAAGGGAGUACCAUGGACAGAAGAAGAGCACAGAACUUUCCUUGUUGGACUUGAGAAACUAGGAAAGGGUGACUGGAGAGGAAUAUCUAGAAACUAUGUGACCACAAGAACUCCAACCCAAGUUGCAAGCCAUGCUCAAAAGUACUUUCUCAGAUUGGCAACUAUCAAUAAGAAGAAGAGACGCUCAAGUCUCUUUGACUUGGUUGGCAUAGGCAACAAUAACACAAAAACAGAAUUUCAUGAUGAUGUUGGUGGCAUAUCUAAUUGCAAAUCAGGAGAUUCAAGUGUUAUUGUUUGUAAUGAGUCAAAAUUAGAAGAAGUUGUUGAGAAUAAUGACAUUGAUCAUGCCACUCUAUCACUUCUAGGGCGCCUUACCCCAUUUCAUCAAGAAAUCAAAUCAGAUAAUGACCUAAAAGUAAAAACCAUUAACAAUGAUAAUUAUAAUCAUAAUCAUCAACAUCAACAUCAAGCUCAACCAUUUUGGCCUCAUCAUCAUCAACACAUGAAUUCUUCGUCAACAGUGCCUGAUUUGGAGCUCACUCUUGCAGCCCCAGAAGAUCAAAAUAAAUCAACAUCCCCCAGUUCCUUCUUUUUUGGUCCAAUUAGUGUUACUUAAACAAAAUUAUAUUAAGGUUUACAUGUUAUUAAUUACUCUUUAUAUUAAUAUUCCUUAGGGAGAUAUGCACCCUUUUAGGGAUAUACACCACUUAUAAUUAUUUAUGCAAUAAUAAGAUAUUUUAAUUUGAUUAUAUACUAAUUAAAUUCUUUGUAUAGUACUUCAAUAGAUAUGUAUAUUCAAUUGAAUAAUUUAUCUACUAUAUCAUGUCAUGGACAUCUAUACCUAUUCAUGGAGUUAUAUUAUUAUUAUUGUUA